AUGGGGGGCGGGUCCACUGCGGUCCUAUCCACCGGUCUAAGUGGCCUGACACCUCGCCGUGACGUUCCCCGAUCCGAUCCCGGGGCAAUUAUAACGGGAUCCGAUCUUACCUUGGACGCGGCGUUGCGAAUUGGGGCAUUGGAAAUAGGCUCGCGGGUUAUAGAUACGCGCUGUGGCUGUAGCUGGCGGGCGAUAGCAUUGUGUGCGCUGCAGAGGCGCUUGUCAAACAGCAUCCCACCAAUUAACGUGACUCUCGGAGCUAAAAGUGGCGGUGUUACGGCGGCGGCUUUCAAGUACACCCUUGAAGACCUGCCAAGAGAGAAAAAACUACGACAACCCUCUGGACGAGCGGAGAAUUCGCGUGGACCGCAACAAAAGCAAAUUGAACGCGAACAAUUGUGCGCUACGAUUCGCGAAGAUAACUCCCGUACGAGCGCGGGCGACCAGCGUCCGACCGACGCCGGACGUCCGCGCUGUAUACCGCUGUGGCCGGUACCACGAGAGCAAUGUUUCGAUUCGUUGAAACACCAUCGCUGGCUCGGUGAGUGGGAACAGCGAUAG
Leptosia nina is the source of this 561-nucleotide messenger RNA. The record is from the annotation of a GenBank genome assembly. Lineage: Eukaryota; Metazoa; Arthropoda; Insecta; Lepidoptera; Pieridae.